Arabidopsis lyrata subsp. lyrata is the source of this 826-nucleotide messenger RNA. RefSeq names its product cysteine-rich repeat secretory protein 34. The record is from RefSeq and is a predicted model, not a curated record. NCBI's taxonomy places the organism in Eukaryota, Viridiplantae, Streptophyta, Magnoliopsida, Brassicales, Brassicaceae.
ACAAAUAGCUAAAAUCCUUCUGAGUGAUCUUCUAUAAACAUCUUAAUCCAAACCCUUAAUAAUCAAGAAAACAAUGUACUCUUCAUUCUCUCUAUCCAAAUGUCUCGUUUCUUUCCAUAUCUUGGCUAUACAACUCCUCAUACGCAGCGUUUCAUCCCUGAAUAUUACUAAUGAGUAUCUGAACCACAAAUGUCGGGUUGAACAAGGAAAAUACCAGCCAGGAAGUGAGUACGAGAAAGACCUCAACUCUAUCACCGGUAAUGUCGCUACCGAAAAAUUUGUAAACGGGUUCGUACACAGCGCAAUUAAAGACGGUACCAAUUCCGCUACCGUCAUAUUCCAAUGUCGGGGUGACUCUUACAGGUCCAAGUGCAACUCCUGCUAUGCCACCGCACUCGCCGGGUUUCGUAAGAGAUGUCCAAGAAACAAAGGAGGGAUAAUAUGGUACGAUCAAUGUUUUCUCGAUAUUAGUAUGAUCAAUGAAGGAGCCCCAAGGAAAGUCAAUUACAAGAAUACUUUCCCUAUGCACAACCCAAACAAUGUGAGAGGGGAUACAAAGUUGUUUAACAAGAAGACAAAUGAUUUUUUCCAACAGCUGAUUGCGAAAGCUGAUAAAGCCGACAAGGAUGACAUCGAGUUGUUAUAUUAUGCGGCAGGAGAGAAGAGAAUCGGGACGAAUAAACUGUAUGCAAUGGUGCAGUGUACGUCUUGUUUGGAAUGGAGUAUCAGCCAUCUUUCUAAGUGUUGCGACGGUAAACAAGGAGCGAGAGUUUUGGGUACAGCCUGUAAUCUUAGUUAUGAGCUAUAUCCUUUUCUUAGGACUUAA